Adineta steineri is the source of this 618-nucleotide messenger RNA. NCBI's taxonomy places the organism in Eukaryota, Metazoa, Rotifera, Eurotatoria, Adinetida, Adinetidae. The record is from the annotation of a GenBank genome assembly.
AUGACGAAUACAAUAAAUAAUUCAAGAGAAUUAACGAGUGAUACUGUUAAUCCAAAAAGUCCUUUAGAAUUUUCUUGGACAUUUUGGUAUCUUAAACCAGAUAAACGUACAAGUUGGGAAAAUUCGUUAGUUAAAUUAAUUGAUGUUGGAUUUGUGGAAGAUUUUUGGGCAACAUUUAAUCAUUUAGCAUUACCAUCACGUUUAGCAUCGCAGAAAAAUAAUUCCGAUUAUUUCUUCUUCAAAAAAGGAAUACGUCCAAUGUGGGAGGAUGCAGAAAAUGCCAGAGGUGGUCGUUGGUUAUUAACAUGUGCAAGUACAGCUAAUAAACUCGAUGAUCUAUGGCAAGAAACAUUACUUGGUAUGAUUGGUGAUUGUUUCUCCCUUGAUAGUGAUGCUCAACCGUUAAGUCACUUUAUAACUGGUUGUAUUGUAUCAAUUCGUAAUCGUGGUCAUAAAAUAGCUUUGUGGUUAUCUGAAGGUCAAAGUGAAACAAUAAUACGUGAAAUUGGCCGUCGAUGGAAAUCAAUGAUAAAUUUAUCACCAGAUACUCGUAUUCAGUUUGAUUUGCAUAAUGAAAAUACUAGUGGACCAGCAAAAGCUCCAAUGUUUGAAGAAUAG